AUGAUGUUCUUUAUUCCCACAGGAGAAACUGAAAAUGUGCCAGUGAGUAACCCUGCAACACAGAUUUCUCAGUUGCAGGCACUGGCCUCUGAACUAAAAACUGGUUUCACUGAAGCAAUGCAGGAACUUUCAAGAAUUCAGCAUGGAGAGUAUGCUCUGGAGGAGAAGGUUAAGAGCUGCCACUGUACAAUGGAAGAGAAAGUGUCAGAGAUGAAGAAUUCGCUGAACUCUUUCAAGGAGGAGCUCAGUGAUGCCAAGUCGAAGAUUGAAGUGAUCAGUGCCAAGCAAGAGGAAAUGCAACAGAAAAUUGAACAGCUGCAACAAGAGAAACGUCGGGAAUCCCGGAAAGUGAAAACUAAAAGAACACAAAAGGAUGAACAUGGGUCACAAACGGUGCCUACUCCUCUACAAGGCAGUCCGUUCCGAUCGAUAAAUCUCCCGGAACCUGUACUGAUUAAUGAAGAUUUUACAAGUCUUUUGCACCAUGCAACCUAUGAGAGAGUCUCCGAUACCAGAUCCAUGGCGGCUGGAGAAGGAAAUGUGAAAGUAGUGUCAGGCACUGGGGGGAGCAGUGCAAAUCCAGAGACAGAAGAAAGCCUCAAGCCUUCCUUGCCAGCUGACAUUCAGCCAAAGGGUCACCCCCCAUCGACUGUGUGGAAGCAGCCCAAGGACAGCAAAGAGUGGGGUGAUGAAUAUAUUUCUAAGGAGCACCCAGACAGAGUGAAGGAAACAGGCCAAAGCAGAUACACCUCAGUGGACAAUGUCUUAUGUGAAACUUCUUUCGCUGCCAAAAGACAGAGCAUCGCUUUGGAGCUGCUGGAGUCUGAGAGGAAAUAUGUCAUCAACCUGUCCCUGAUCCUGAAGAUCAAAGCCACAUUGCAAGGCUUAGACGUGAAGAGGAACACCAAAGAGAGAAGUUUCUUCCCCGGUUCUUUACGAUACCUGGUCCAGCAGCAUGUAGACUUACUUCACAUGCUGCAAGAGAGGGUGCUGAGUUGGCCACGUCCAGGAAUCCUGGGAGACAUAUUCCUGAAGUUAACAAACGAUGAGAACAAUUUUCUGGACUACUACAUUGCUUACUUGAGGGACCUGCCGGAAUGCAUCUCACUGAUCCAUGUGGUGAUUCUGAAGGAGGUGGAAGAAGAAAUUAAGUCUGACCUCUACAUGCUGUUCUUUCAUAUAGUCCAGCGUAUCCCCGAAUACCUUAUUCACUUACAGAACAUCCUGAAGUACACCGAGCAAGAGCACCCUGAUUACUACCUGCUCCUGGUGUGUGUGCAGCGCUUCCGCAUUUUCAUCUCGCACUACAGCCUGCUAUUACAGUGCAACGAAGACCUGCUCAUACAGAAACGGAAAAAGCUGAAGAAGUCGUCCCUGGUUAAGUUAUACAAAGGUCUGGCUUCUCAGUGUGCCAGUGCCAGCCAGGAGGUUUCUCAGACACCCAGCACAACAGCCAUCCGAGACAGCGGGAUCCACUCCGAAGAGGUGAUGCAGCCGUUCCCAGCAGCCCCUUCUUCCAGCACAACAGCCACGCAUUUGAUGCCACAGAUGAAGAAGAACCAGUCCGCAAUGAUGGAGAACAUCCAGGCUGGGAAGCCAUCGGACUGGGAAAUGGAGACUAGAAAACACGAAAGGCCAGAAAACAUCCUUGCUUCAUCUCAGUUCCCCGAGCAGGAGCUAAAGGCCAUGUCCAUCCCCUUGCAGGCGAUCCCGGAGAUGGACUAUGAAACUCCCCCAGCCGACCCAAUGGGAAAUGCUGAGAGAUCUGUCAGGACCUCAAUGGAGCUGCUGCAGGAUGCUAGAAGCUUUGCUCCACACUACGAAGAGUUGGACUAUGGGGGGGAAGUUUUCACCCUGCCAGGUCCCUACGAGGACGAGACCUUUCAAAACCUGGCUCUUUUCGAGAACUGCUCCCCGGCCUCCUCCGAGUCCAGCCUAGAUAUUUGCUUUUUAAGGCCUGUUAGCUUUACGGUGGAACCCGACAGGACAGAGCCCUCAUCACAGCCGCUGCCGAAAAGCAGCAGUGCUUACAAACAGGAGGCGUUUCACAGCAAAGGCAAGCAGCUGAGCAGGUCCCUGAAGGAGUUCCCCAGGAGCACUGAGGGCAUGAGCGCCAGACUCUACAGCACCAGGAGCAGCUCCAGUAGCCAGCUGCAGCACAAGCAGGAGAGAAGCAUGCAACCUCACCUGAUCUCGGCAUCAUCUAGAAGCUCCCAAAGGAGCUACUUCCCCCCGCCGAGAGGGCUGGGGGAGAAACAGAGCUUUUUGGAAGAGCUACAUGCAGAAGACAACACCAGGUUCUGCCAGAAGGAUGACAACGAACAAACAUCCUUCAGCGAGCACAACCCGCGGCAGGAACCCAAAGGGGGCUUCCGGAGCUCCUUCCGCAAGCUCUUCAAAAAGAAAUGA
Molecule: messenger RNA, 2409 nt
Organism: Malaclemys terrapin pileata
Lineage: Eukaryota; Metazoa; Chordata; Testudines; Emydidae
Gene: ARHGEF33
Product: Rho guanine nucleotide exchange factor 33
Exons: 15
Coding region: 1-2409 (802 amino acids)
Molecular function (GO): guanyl-nucleotide exchange factor activity
Source: RefSeq, a predicted model, not a curated record